This is a messenger RNA of Setaria italica (foxtail millet), 1347 nucleotides long. RefSeq lists its product as uncharacterized. NCBI's taxonomy places the organism in Eukaryota, Viridiplantae, Streptophyta, Magnoliopsida, Poales, Poaceae. The transcript has 10 exons. Bases 103 to 1200 code for a protein of 365 amino acids. The record is from RefSeq and is a predicted model, not a curated record.
AUUGCAAACUGCCAAACUUGACGCUACCCUGUCGGCCUGUCCUUCGCAAAGCCGCCGCCGCGUUCUCCUCUCGUGCGCGCGCACAUCUCGAGAAGGCAGCAGAUGGCUGGCGCGGCGGCGCAGGACGACGCCGAGCAGCUGCUCCACCUGAAGCUCGCGUUCCUCGCCGGGGAGCCUCCCGCCUGCAUCCUCGCACUCGCCAGAAAAGCUGGGGGAGGUUCUAUCACACCACAUGUCCAAAAAUUUCUUUUGGAGAAUUGCACUGAUACUAAUGUAUAUGGACGCCAAAACUCUACUUAUACAACAACUAUUUUUAAGAGGAUUAUAUCUGAGGUUGAAUUAUCAUCGGACAUUGUGAUUGAUGCACUUUAUGAGGAAUUUGCUCAGCGUAUGUUGUCCAAAGCAAAAGAUUCAUUGUUAAAUAAGACGAAUCAUAUCUAUAAAGAGAUAUCAUUUCUUUCUUCUACACAUGAUAAUGUUUCCUCAAGUUUAAUAAGUGUUGUUGCUCGACUAUCAUGUUCUUCUAAUAUGCUUGAAGGUGAUACAGGGUGCUCCCUUUGGCCAUCAAGUUUAUUCUUGUCUGAGUUUAUUCUUUCAUACCCUGAAAUUUUCUCCACAAAGUGUUGCUUCGAGCUAGGUUCUGGUGUCGGUUUGGUGGGUAUUUGUCUUAACUAUGUUGGUGCCUCUAAGGUUAUUCUUACCGAUGGUGACACAUCUACACUUACAAACAUGAAGGAAAAUAUGGAACUGAAUAACGUAUGCAUUAAACUGGAAGAUUUUGAAGAGUUAAAAGAAAGCAAGAAUAAGGUAGAGUGCAAAUAUCUUUCUUGGGAAGAAGCAUCUGAAAGUGAUUUACGGGGCUACCAGCCAGACAUAGUUCUCGGCGCAGAUAUUGUGUACGAUCCAGUCUGUGUGCCACACCUCGUUCGAGUGCUCUCAAUGCUGUUAAGGAGAGACAGCAAACAAGGGGAAGUCAACAGAAAAUCUGGUGAUGAAUUGGAAAUGGAUGGUCCGGUCGCGUAUAUUGCCACGGUUGUUCGAAAUGCGGAGACUUUCAACUGCUUUGCCAAAGCAGCUGCUGACGCCAAGCUGUCUGCUAUUAACAUUGGCAGCAGUACGGCUCCUUCAAAUUUUCUACCCUAUAUGCUAUCAUAUGAUAGAUCAAGUGUGCAGCUUCUUAAAAUUACUUUAUCGUCAUAGAAUUGACAAAUUUGCAUCUUUUUGAAGUAUUGCCAUCUCGACUCUCAUUGUAAGGGCAUCAACCAUGCCAUUACAUUUGUUGUACUUUAUUGUCAUAGAAUUGACAUUUUUUUUCAAGUACUGCCAUCAGUGUUCGUUUCUACUUUA